AUGAAGCAGGAAGGAGAGCCAGGGCCACUCCUGGCUUGGCGCAGCGUUGGAGUUGAAGGUUUCUCCCCCAAGGGCAUCUCUGCUGUGGUCCGCUUCCCGGCUCAGGGGUCCUCAGACACAGCAAAACGGCCCCUGUUAUCAGAUUUCCUUACUUACAAUGGAACUGCAACGAUCCUCGCUCACCGGCAGUUGCCAUCUGAGGCAGAACCAGGAGCAAAAACUGUGGCGGCAAAGGGAGAUGUUGAGAGCUGCAAAGUGUGCAUCACAGCAGCAUCAGCAGCUGACAGCGGUGUAACCGCCUUGGCCUCAGCAGAGGCUGAGGCAGCCGGCGCGCCUUUACAACUGUUCGUCGGUUUGACGAAUGGUCAGCUGUGGCAAACAGAAAUGAAACAGCAGCAGGACCACCACAACAACGAGCCGGGUGUAGAAACGCAACUUCCUCGUAAACUCGCCGUCGCCUCGAAGCAGCUGUUGUGCUGCCGGAUGGCUGAGCCAGUCGACAUGGUUUGCUGCUACGUCCAAGGAGAAGGCGUAUCAGCAUCUUCUGGGGCUCAGGAGCCGCAGAAAAGCAACACUAAAUACACUUUAAUGCUAAUUGCAUUGUACAGCGAUGGCGUUGCCGUUGUCUCGUGGCCUGAAGCUGGCCAAACGACGGAACUCCCUGCUGUGGACGGCGGCUGUCGUAUCACGUUGUCCCCCCAAGGGGAUCGUCUUGCCAUAAGCACCCGAAAGAGGCGUUUAGUUCUGAUGGAACGAAAGGGAAAAGAGUUUACUAUUAUGAAGGACUUUUCACCUCUCAGACUCACUGGCCCAACGGACCAGCCAGCUCAACCAACAUGGGUAGGGGAGGAUAAGCUGCUGCUGCCAGGGGCGUCGCAGCUGCGGAGCUCAUGCAAGGCAAAUGCGUGGGAAGAGGCAAAGGAGGCGCCAGCUCUGACAGAGGCUGACACCCCCUCCCAUUUGGUUUUCCUACAGCACUGUGGCUCUACUGUUGGAAUUAAAGUGCUGGACGGCGCAGUAGAUGCUAAUGGAGAGGCACUCGUUUGCGGUGUAGCGACAUCUGGGGCAAUAUGCAUUUGGAGGAUGCAGCAAAAAGAACCACUUGUGACGAUACGAAUUGGUAGGGAUGCUCAGCUUAGGGGUAUUUACUGCCUGGCCUCAAACUCCCCCCUUGCCCCUUUGUUGCUGCUGCGGAACGACGGUCAUUUGGGCAUUCUAAAUCUGUGCUCCGAGGCUGUGCGGAGUGCCAUUGAGAGGUCAGCAGCUGCAGCAGCAGCUGCAGCAGAAGCUGCUGCUGCCGCUACACCUAGGCGCGCAGACGAACACAAAUCAAAGUCGAAAAAGACUCACAAAUCGCAGAAACCUGGGGUGGAAAAUACAGAGGCUGAUGACACCAAAAACAGUGCCGCUUCUGCGAAGUCAGUUCAAGACUUUUUGAGUCGGGAAGCUGCCGAAGCUUCAGCUGACGAAACGGAAAGUGAAGCGCAAGAAAACGACCUCUUCAACGGGAUGGACCCUGAGGAAAGAACCCCUCCUAAGAAACGCACGCACAAGCACCGUAGACGACCACCGGCGGGAGAAGAAGUGGAAAGCCAAAGCAGCGAAACGGAGUCCGGCGACUCCCGCAGGGCAUCCAUUGAUGGCGAGGGGAUGUAUGGCACUGAAGCCUUCGCCUCCAGCCUCACUGCGUUGCAGUCGGAGCUACAGGAGGCUCAGGCGAUGCUGAAUGUCUUGAUGAAGAAGCAACACGUAACCAAACAGCGGCUUAUCCAUCCAGGCGGUAGGGCUGGCGUGGUCUUGGCAGCGUCAGGGUCCUCUCGCAGCGUUAUGGAGUUUCGCUGCUUUGUGGAUGCGGGAUCGUGGGUAAAGCACUUCCCUGAGGGAGAGACGAUUGUUGCGGUAGCCGCAGGAGAUUCCUUCGUGGCUGCAGUGACCGAAGACAGGACGCUGCGCAUCUUCACCUUGGGGGGGGUCCUGUUGUACACGGCCGACGUGUUUGGCAGGCCUGUCUCGUUGUGUGGCUCGCAGCAACUGCUGAUUGUUUUAACUCAGACUGGAUACAGCGAGGGCUUUCUGCAGCUGCACUGCUCUGUCUUGCACGUGCAUCCGAUCCCUUCGUGCCCCAAUGCCACUUUUCGCCUGCCCAUUUCUUGCUUCAAACGGCGGCUAGCGGCUCCCCCUGCCGCUGCUGCAUCGAUUCCCGAUGUGGACAUAAUCCACGAAGGAGUUGUGCGAGGGUUGCUACCGGUUGCCUCCUCCAACGUAGGGGGACUCGGUUAUGCUUUUAAAUGGGUGAAGCUGUGCUCACUUGAAGAUGCGUCGACAAGCGCACCUCUAUUUCCAGUAGUCAUCGACGAAACGAAAGGCGAGCUGGGUGUCAUACGGAUCAAGGCCGCUGAAGAAGGCCAAUCCUACCCUGACUGCUCCGUUUCUGAAGCCUUUUUCGGCUAUGCAAUGGAGCAAAUCCCACUCCGCAUCCCCUCCCCCGACCUGUGGAGCUAUUCACGGUGGCAGAGGCUUUUGCGGCAAGACAAACAGCUGAAGGGCGUUGGUGACGGGGGAGGGGAUGCCGCUCUGGUGCCCUGGCCUCAGUAUGACGAACUGCGGCUGCAACAAGAAAUGGCCAUUAGGCAGUUAAACCACUUUGUCAGCAUUUGUGGGGGAUCUGCGGUCGGUGGCGCCGAAGGAGAUGCUGAGGCCAGGGAAGCUCAGAGAAAGCUGCAACUUCUCAGCAAGCGGCACGACAAAUUUUGCUUGCGAGGGUUCGCCAAGUGCACAGACGACAAGCGGCUGCAUGGCGUCGCCAAGGACAUGGCGCUGAGACUUAAGACAGAAAAUGCCCCCCAGCACGCUCGUUCACUUCUUGACUCUGAUACACGUCUCCAGGCAGAUCAACUAAGGGAAGCGCUUCUGUGGCAGGAGCAGCAACGCCAACACUUCACUGCGCCAGCAGCAGCACCAGCGCCAGAUACGAAUGCUUUUCAAAAAGAAAACUCUCCACCGCUUGAACAGUCAGCUGAACAGGCGGAACGAAAGUUCCUGGGUGCUGGAGGGACCCCCCAAGCGUUGACAACUGAAAAAACGUCUACUGUUCAGCGGCUGCUUCAGUGGCAGCAGCAGCAACAGCAGCAGCAACGCAAAGGUGGCGAUGGGGGUUUAGUCGCGCUUUUCGAUGGCCAGAAACGCAGAGCGUCUGAAUCAAAUGUCGAUAGGGCGAGCAAGAAGACCUAUUUCCACAAGGCUGACUGA
Molecule: messenger RNA, 3249 nt
Organism: Eimeria mitis
Lineage: Eukaryota; Apicomplexa; Conoidasida; Eucoccidiorida; Eimeriidae
Exons: 14
Coding region: 1-3249 (1082 amino acids)
Biological process (GO): DNA repair; DNA-templated DNA replication; mitotic cell cycle
Cellular component (GO): nuclear replication fork
Molecular function (GO): chromatin binding
Source: RefSeq, a predicted model, not a curated record